Harpia harpyja (harpy eagle) is the source of this 7358-nucleotide messenger RNA. It is a transcript of the gene PLCXD3, whose product is annotated as phosphatidylinositol specific phospholipase C X domain containing 3. Gene Ontology annotation, cellular component: synapse. Gene Ontology annotation, molecular function: phosphoric diester hydrolase activity. The transcript is spliced from 3 exons. Gene Ontology annotation, biological process: lipid metabolic process. Bases 31 to 999 code for a protein of 322 amino acids. The record is from RefSeq and is a predicted model, not a curated record. Lineage: Eukaryota; Metazoa; Chordata; Aves; Accipitriformes; Accipitridae.
GCGGGAGAGCGCCAGGGGCACGGCGGCGGCAUGGCUUCGUCGGAAGGGAAGAACGAUCUGUGGUUCGCCGACUGGAUGGCAGCUCUGCCCGGCAGCAUCCACCGCACCCCGCUCACCAACCUGGCCAUCCCAGGGUCUCAUGACUCAUUUAGCUUCUACAUUGAUGAAGCCUCUCCAGUUGGGCCUGAACAGCCAGAGACGGUCCAGAAUUUUGUGUCUGUUUUUGGGACUGUGGCUAAAAAGCUGAUGAGGAAGUGGCUGGCUACACAGACCAUGAACUUCACCAGCCAGCUGGGGGCAGGUAUACGGUAUUUCGAUCUUAGAAUUUCUACCAAGCCCAGAGACCCAGACAAUGAACUCUACUUUGCUCAUGGUUUAUUCAGUGCCAAAGUCAAGGAGGGUCUGGAAGAGAUCAAUGCAUUUCUUGCUGAUCACCCAAAAGAAGUGGUCUUCUUGGACUUCAAUCACUUCUACGGGAUGCAGAAAUACCACCAUGAAAAGCUUGUCCAAAUGCUCAAAGACACGUAUGGAAACAAAAUGUGUCCUGCCAUAUUUGCCCAUGAAGUCAGCCUCCAGUACCUGUGGGAAAAGGAACACCAAGUGCUAGUGUUCUACCACAGUCCAGUGGCUCUCGAAGUACCAUUUCUUUGGCCAGGCCAGAUGAUGCCAGCUCCCUGGGCAAACACAACAGAUCCGGAAAAACUGAUUCAAUUCCUCCAGGCAUCAAUCACUGAAAGAAGAAAGAAGGGCUCCUUUUUUAUAUCUCAAGUAGUGCUGACGCCAAAGGCUAGUACGGUGGUGAAAGGGGUUGCUAGUGGUCUCAGAGAAACGAUCACAGAAAGGGCUCUUCCUGCAAUGAUGCAGUGGGUCCGAACUCAGAAACCAGGAGAAAGUGGUGUGAAUAUUAUCACUGCAGAUUUUGUAGAACUUGGUGACUUUAUCAGCACAGUCAUAAAGCUCAACUAUGCCCUGGAUGAAGGUGAAGAUGACACUACUUGAUAGUACUAUAAUAUGUGUGUUGCUGCGUUAUUUAGAAUUGAAAAAAAAAGAUUGCAUUUUAAAAGAAUUAUCUUGUAAAACACUAAUCUUCCUAUAACACACUGAGGUGUUUAGGGCUUUAGUGGGUGGGCAUAGGGGAAAUGUUUUAAUCAAUUAUGAUCAUUUUUCUACAUUUGUGUUUCAUCUGAAGAGCAAAACUAAACAUGUUUACAAUGUUUGAUAAAAGAAGGCCAUUUACAUGUUUUCCAUGAGGUACCAAAUGCGAUUCAUGUCUCUUCUACGAUUAUGAACAGUGCCAAUAGAUUUGCUGCUUUUGGAGCAAUGGGAUGUAUAUUGCCCUCUGCCUGCCCACAGCAGGAUUCCCAACAGUGUGAGCAUUGCACCGGGAGACUGAGGACAGUAUAUCUGACCUGAAAAUUUUAAGCUGCUACACUUCAUCUAUUAGGUGGUUUAACUGAUUGUAUUUAUCAGUGAGCUACAGGUUUAAAUGUCUUUGUGAAGUAAAUUCAAAGCCAUGCCUCUAACACACGCAUAAUCAGUGGACAGUAAACAUGAUGUAUUACGUAGCUUGCACAGAGCACAGAUUAAAUCCUACUUGCUUUUCAUUCUCAAAAUGGGGUUUUCCUAUGUCUCUGCCCCAGGUCAAGUCAGCAGAUAUGUGAUGCUGGCCUAACUCUGUACUAGGAACUGCCAGUGCGAAUUUUCCUUGAUUCUAGCAGAACAAAGUUAGGACAGCUUGGAGCACCACUUCCUCCCAGGAUUAAUCUUAUGUAAGACCCUGACCCAUCGCCCACUGAAUUUAAUAGGAGAAUUUCCUAUGUUUAGCAUGGAGCUAGCAUAAAUUGGGCAUAGGAUCAGUAACUUUGUGUACUGUAAGGCAGGCAGGAUUUUGUCCCAUACUGGAAAUCUACUUUCUGCAGGACUAAAACUGAACUUAAAAAGAAUAAGCGCAGUCGAAGCUUCUCUUUAAGGCAGCUGCGAACACAAUACUUCUCUGCUGAUUACAAAAAACAUCAGUGCGAGUUUCAUCAGUGAAAAAUUGCUGUACUAAAGAGUGUAGUAGUUCAAUUUCUAGCUAAUAACAAUACUUUAUAGUCCUUAAAUUGUUUGUGCGAUAUAAUACUGCAUAACACAAGAUUGGAAGUCUACUUAAUGGUACUGUUCUAGCAGCAGAAUCGCUGAUCAUCCUACUUUUAAUGAAACAUACAUAAAACUCAAAUAUAUGGAAAACUUAGUGAUUUAUAAAAUGAGAGCAUUGCCACUGUAUGACACCUAACUGGAUACAAUCCAAUCAGUCAUAUCUCCUGGACACAUCAAUGCACAGGCACACAACUUUGGAAGGCAAAACAUUUCAUUUGUGCAAAACAAUAGAUGCUAUAAUGUCUUACAAGGAAAAUGCUCUUUGAAAUAUUGCAGGGCUUUAUGGGAUAAGAUUAAGGGCAAGUUUCCAUUGAUACUACCAGAACUUUUGGUUGAGUGAGAAAAGAGAAUGGCUAUUUUCUGUCAAAUGAUAAGGAAUACCAUCUACCAUCGGAGUUUAGAAAAACAAAAAAUGGUCUUAUCAAACUGGUAGGUUACAGGAGGUGUUAUAGGGGUUUUGUUGUUGUUUUUAGUUUAGGAAGAAGUGGAAUAAAAUGAACACUUGCUGCUAUUUUGUACUGAGAGGGUGCCUUGGAAAAAGUCUGUGUGUGUGUGUGUACUAUAAAGAAACAUUUAAGUGUAUGUGUAGUAUAAUGACACAUUUAUAUGUAUGUAUAUGACACAAAGACAUCCAUGCACACUUGAUGCAUAGUGAUAUUCGGGUUUCUGGACAGAAGUAUUAUAAAUUUGGUUGAAAAAAACUGUGCAGCUGUUACAAAGUUAUGAUGCCUCCUUCAGUAGCAGUUUUUUCUGUGUAGGUUAGGACUGUAAGACUCAUCCCCAGUGUAAUCUGUGAUCUAAGCCAGUUAGGUUUUUUACAGUAUUAAAACUUUACCUGAACUGCCUCAAAAAUUUACAAAGAGUCACAGCCCAUCUUUGCAUUGAACGACAGGUAGGACUCUAGUGCUUUCACCCACAACUAAACAAGAUACGGGGUGGGUUGAUGCACUUUGUUUGCAUUUUCCACAGGCUCUCCAAGCAAAAUUCAUGCAACAGACACAUAAAAUGAAACAUGAGCAUGUAUGGUUUUUUGAACCCACCCUAUGUGAGUGUCCCACAUAGAAACAUCAAAAUGUUGGCUUAUUUAUUGGCGAUGUGGUGUGAAAUGCUCUUUCCAUUUUUCCGUUUAGCUGGAUUUGUUUGCUUCCAGACUCCUCUUGUCACCCUUCAGCUGCUUAAGUAUAGUCAAAAGAGUUAACCUAUCCUUGUAAUAUAGUAAAGUAAUCUGAAUCCUUGGGUGGAGCAAAAACUAGCUUUCUUUUUUUGGAUUCUGACUGAAAUUCUGUUGAAUCUGAGAGCAUCAACAGCACCGAGUUCCUCCUGGGACCCCCCAGCUCAAACACACACCAGGCACACUGAGCUUUUCGCUUGCACAGAGAUGUACUGAAGGCAAAUGUUCUGCUGUAUUUAAGAAAAGUGUGUGUGUGUGUGUGUGUGUGUACGCGUGCGCCUGUAUAUAUGAAUAAAUAUAGAGCUAUCUUGAGCUUGUUAGUGUUAUUAUGAAAUGUUUGCUUAGCAUCAGUUUUAUUCUAAUUGUCAUUGGGGUGCUGUAAAAUAAAAGUAAAGCAAAAAAAAAAAUCCUCUGACAAGAAGGAUAAUAGCCAAAUCAUAUAGUUUCUUCAUUAAUGGGGAAAAAAAUCUUAGCAAAAUACUAUAUUUUGAUCAGAAAAAUCAUGUUUUCAUUUAGCUGUCGAUCUCCUUUCUGUUGGAGAAGCACAGCACUUUAUGUUGGGGACAGGUAAACAACUUGCCUUAAUCACUAAAACAAAAAGUUGUGUGAGGGGCAUACUGUCCGUGCUUUUCUGGUGAUUUCCUCUGCAAGGCCCCAAAACUGUAAGUCCUGAUAGGGAUGCACUCCCUGUUGAUACUGUUUGGGAGAUCUUGCCAGAAAAGAACAAGCCAGAAGGGACUAUGCAGCACAACUGGACCAUUCAAGAGCCCCGUUUUGCCACCCAUAUGCAGCUAAAACUCUCUUUGAUUUCAACCAGAAAUGUGCUUGCAGGGUUGGGUCAGAUGAGUUGUUCUGACCUGAUUCAUUUGGGAGGUUUCUACACAUGUAUUAUGAGGAAUCUUGCAUGGGAAAUUAGAUGACUGUAAUCAGCCCGUCAGAGGAAAAAUACUUGUCUACACUAUGGAUCUUCAUAAGCAUCUAUUUACUCAAACUGUCAUGUCAUUCUCCACUAAAACAUUUUUUUUCUUCCUGUACUUAUCUUCCUCCUCAAUAUGCUCAUUGUAUACACAUCAAGUAGUAUUGUUUUCUGACAUUUUCACAUGAGUACUUGAUUCUAUCUUUUCAGUCAUACUUGAAAAAUUGUGACUGUGCUGCACAACACAAGCAGUGUCUCAGCUGGUGUAAACCUACCUGGCUCCAUUUUUCAGUUUACACAAGCUGAGAUGUCUUCGUUUGGUAUUGAUCCUACCUGCAGUGAUUUGGACCAAACAGCAGCUGGUCCUGGUGUCUGAUUCCUGCCUUGUGUGGAGAGGGGUAAGAUCAGAAUCAGACCACAGGAGCCUAGAUUUAAAAUCAGUGGGUUAUUUGCAUUCCUUUGCUGUUGGUUACAUUACUGGUUUUCUAGGUCCUGCCAUUUCAAGCUGUUUUUUUAAACAUACACGUGUGUGUAUACAUAUGCAUAUGUGCAUGAGAGAGAAUGUAUGAUCCUGUAUGCUGGGCUAAGUCUUUCUGUCAUACUGAUACAAAUCUAGACCAUUUCUACUAACAUCAAAGUAAUUACUAAACCUUUACCCUGGCAUGAGGGGGAGCAGAUAGUCAGUGUAUUGCAAAGGAAAUUUAAAAUCAUGGAGCUUAACUCCACAAUAUCAAAAAAGUGGAGUGUCCUGAAAACACAGCUCCAGUGCUGUUAAUCCUGAAUAUAGUAUAUGGAGCACUAGUCAUUAGCAACUGAGUAGGCUGUUUGGUGACUUCAGGAGUUCAGGUAACACCGUUUUAAACUUCUAAACUCCGUUUCAGUGAAGUAAAACCUAAUAGUGUAUAUGAUGUAUUUGCCAUAUCAGUGGUAGCUUCUGUGUUACAUACAGUCAAUGUUGUUCUGAAUUGUGUAUGUUUACCCAAUAAUGAGGUUAAAAUAUGCUGUAUAGUAUGUGCAAUGUAUUGAUUACAAGUAUGUUGGAGUUCAGUGAUCUGUUUAGUUUUUACUGUGCUGCUGUUUUGUAGGUAUGUGUGUGUAUAGGAGUAUGGAUUGUCUACAGUGUACAAGGAAAUAAUAAUUAAUCCUAAAGGAAAAGGGCAGUUAUGUAACCUGCCUUAAUGCAUCCACAUAAUAUUGUUUAAAUCCCAUAAUUAUCAGUUCUAAUUUGGAACGUUAACAAGGAUUGUCCAUAGGGCUGACUCCCUCACUUUUCGGCACUAAGGAGUUAAGCUUGAAGUUACUUGGAGCUCACUUACAUAUUGGUAAAUAAAGAAUAGGAUGUUCACCUGAUCUACUACCUUGAUUGUACAAGGUGGCAAAGAUGUGGUUUCCAGUGUGAUACAGGUCAGAUCACUUCUGUGCACACACAGCUCCUGCUGAUGCCAGCGGGAAUUGUGGACAUGUAAUUGAAUGGUCUAAAAUUCAUCUUCUGGAAUACAAUCAUGAUAGGAGGGUGGUGAUACCCUGGCUUUGGGGAAGUGCCUGGAUGCUAUGCAAUACUGCUCAUGUCCUAUGCUGGAACGUAGCUGUAAAUUCGCAGGAGGAGCUUUGAACUCUGCUCCAGUCUAGGUUGGACUGUAAAAAUUCUUAUGUAAAAAUGAUAAAUGUCAAAGGCUGAGCAGCCUGGCCUGGCCUGCCCAUGUACAGCAUUCUGCUUUCAGGAGCCAUGGCAGCUUUAAUUAAAAAAGCUAUAAUAAUUUCCCAAUGUCUUGCAGGACCUAGUGCUCUACUUAGGAAUCGCUACAUUGCCCACAGGUAUGACCCCUGUAGCAUUCCCACAGCCAGGUCUAGGUCUCUCUUCACAGUUUCUGUCUGAGAUGCCUCUGCCUGAUGCCAAGGGUAAUGCUGAAAGAUGUACUGAACUCAGAGAGGGUCCGCCUCAUGCCUGACUGGUUGGACAGGAGUAGGCAGGGCAUGCCUGCCUUACGGUACGUUUGGUGUGAGGUCACCUUCAGUCAGACACACCUGAACAGUGACUGAGGGAAGGCAGAAGUCUCAUUUGAGACCCUCUUCUGUUAUCUUUGUCUAGUUACAAUGCAACAUCUUCCCAGUCUUCUCCUUUGCCUCUGCUCAGUGCUCCUUAUCUCACCUUCUGCAUAUGCAUCCCUUUAACUGCCAGCUGUGAGCAACACUGCUCAGGGUGAGUAUUACAUAUUUGUCAUCCUCAGUACACCGUAGCAAUCCACAAGUUCUUAUAAGAUGUUAAGUACGGUGCUAAAAGAUGGUGGUGUCCCACAUCUGAUGUUCCAGGAUGGUUUAUCUCCACACUCCAAGUUAUGUACACAUGUCCUCUUAUGUGGGCCUGACCUUGGCUGAUGAGCAUUCAGUUAUAAAUUUUCUCCCUCCAAAUUAAAAACAGAUUGGAUGAUACGCCAAUGAGUAUGUCCUGAGAUGGAGGUACACUUAGGCUUUUUUUCUGCAGUGAGAUGAUACAUACUAGUCUCUUCCCUCAGCUCUGGGUCCUACAAAAGUCAAUUUGAUAGGGAGAGAUUCCUCAAGUAGCUGAAAUCAGUUUUGCUGUGAAGCUGGGAUCCUUAAAGCAGAAUCCUGGGUUUAUGUGUAAUUGUUACUAUUGAAAAUAAAAAUACAUAGUUAAAAAUAUAAUUUUAAAAAGAAAAAGAAGAAAUAUCUGGGCUUACCAGGACAGUUGUUACGUUUUUGACUGCCUCAGUCAUCGGUAGCUUUAGGAUCAUGUAGGUGAUGAUUAGAAUGUUAUUGCCACACUGCCUCCUGACACUGUUCAGGGUCUCUGUACAGAAGCCUUAUUAUUCCCAAUGAGCAUUAAUGCAUUUGAAUGACUUUCCUCCUUUUGGUGGGAAGGACAAUUGUGUAACACUGAGGACAUGGAGCUCCCUGUGUGUUAUGCCCACAAAGGUUCACAGAGCUGCACCUUCUCUUUUUGGGAUCUAUUCAAUGGUACUUUAAUAAAUGUUGUGUAAAAAAUGCCUACAGUUCUGUAUAGCAAAUGUGAAUUUUUAUGACGAGAAUGUGUACUUAAUGUAAAAAAAGAGUAAUAUAAAAUCCAGUUUCUUUGUACCCAGUGAAACAUCUAAUAAAGCUCUGGUACCUGUA